Aspergillus welwitschiae is the source of this 2463-nucleotide messenger RNA. RefSeq names its product heterokaryon incompatibility protein-domain-containing protein. The transcript has a single exon. Lineage: Eukaryota; Fungi; Ascomycota; Eurotiomycetes; Eurotiales; Aspergillaceae. The coding region runs from base 1 to 2463 and encodes 820 amino acids. The record is from RefSeq and is a predicted model, not a curated record.
AUGAUUCGCUGGCAUGAUCCGAGCUGCAGACGGCCAGCUGUCAGUGUGGCAAGUGGUAUUCCAUGCUGCAAUUACUGCUUUGCCAUUGCAAUCGUCGAGCAAGAAACAAUAGUCACAGAUUCAUCGGUGCCGCUAAACAAAUCCUCUAAUAGUUCUCCCUGGCCAUCAUGCCUCAUUUCAGGUAGCCAAACUAUAUCAAAGAGAAGCACACAACAUGGAGAAAGCGAAUUUCGAACAGACUCUCAAGAGAGCUUAUUCCCAACACUGCCCUCCGAAGAUCACAUACGGCUUGUCAGAUUAGACGCUGGUCGUAUCGAUGGCCUGCUUCAUGUUGACCUGGAAGUGGUGCACAUUUACAAUCAACCGGCUCAGUCAUUUGAAAUCUUGUCAUAUACCUCUGCGAAUGAAAGCGAAGGCUCUGACAGUUCCCAUAUUGUCUUUGUAGGCAAGUACUGGGACAUUGUUUACGUGUCAUACAACUGUCAACAGGCGCUUCGCUUUUGUCGGAACCAGGAUUUUGACCGACUCUUAUGGGUGGACUUAUUAUGCAUUGAUCAGGCAAACCUCAAAGAAAAAAGUCAGCAAACCUCCUUGAGAAGAGAACUUUGCCUGAAGGCAUCUAAAGUUGUCGCCUACUUGGGAGAAGAAACUUCCGACGGUAGAGAAGCUUUGGAAUUUCUCAAGAGCAUGGCUAUAACUGUCCAAGAAAUGAGAACUGGCCAUGAGCAUAUCAACGAAGUUAAUCGAAGAGCUUUGAAAAUCCUUCUAGAAAGACCAUUGUUCACCCGAUUAUGGUUUCUUGUUGAAGUAUUAUUAGCUCGGAACCUUGAGUUAGUUUGCGGUGCACAGUCAGCUCCAUGGCCUAAGGCGCCUUUUGCGCUGGCCCAUGAAGAUGUUCCUAUACCUGACUGGUUGUUCAAGGGAGAAAAGUGGUACGGGCUUACUGAUCGUGAUCUCUUACCCAUACUAUCCCAGACAUCAUCUUACAAAUGUUCCGAUCCGCGGGACAAGGUGUUCGCGGUGCUUAGCUUGAUAUCCCAGAGUGAACUUGACCCCGACUACACUGUUUCCGUUGAAAGGAUAUACACCGGUCUAGCUGCGUACCUUAUCGCAGUUUGCAGUUCGAUGGAUGUUCUCGAAUUCGCUGGUUUAACUGUGAAAACAUUCGACGUCCCCUGCUGGGUCCCAGACUGGUCCCAAGCAUUAUCCACGUUCAGUCAAAUCCUUUCUGCAAGCGAUCAAGACCUCAAUCGGAAACGUAACAAACUCCCAGGCGCACGUCAUGUGCUAUUUCAUGAUUAUCUUGCCUUCAAAUGUGAAAGUCAUCUGAGCGUGGCCACGCCAAUCCUGCGCACUUGCUCUAUCAAGAUCUGCGGGUUACAGGGCAGCAUCAAACGGAAUCGAGGUUAUGAAGAAGGGCCCGAUAGCUUGUUUCUUCUGGGUGGGUGCAAAAGCCCUGUCAUUCUCAGAGAAGGCUCUGCUCCUGGCUCUUAUCUCCUCGUAUCGGCCUGCGCCCUUUCGCUCGGACGACCUCCCUCCAAUUGGCUGCUCCCUUGGGCCAGUAGUAGGGUGACUCAACAGAUCAGCAUCUUAAGACUAUCCUCUGAAGAGAAGAGCUUGAUUCGUGAGGUUCAUCUGGUUAUAGAGCAAACUAGACGGCAAUCUGUCGCCUUAGAUGAUACAAUUCCUGUGCCCUUCUCCAGUGCCAGAGACAAGGUCUUCAGCUUCUCUUUAUGCUUAUUCACGGGAUUACCAGAGCUCGACAGGCAGUUAUGGCGCACAUGGGAAAAAUUUAACAGUGAACUUGGUUGGAUGUUCCGUGACCAACAAGCAACAUGGCUGCUUCUUCAAUUGCUCAAUAACUUGGAUGCUGCCGAAAUACAAGGGCAAGGCCAAAUCAAAAUAGACAGGUGUUAUGAGGUCCUCGCGUUGAAAUAUUCCGGGGUGGAAUAUCCUUCAACAUAUACAUGGGAUCUGAGUCGAUUUGUCUGGUCGUUUUUAAAGCGCCUGGACCCGGAGCAAGCGACCCAGAAACCACAAUGCACUCCAACUCCAAUCCUAAAGAUUAUGAUGAAAUCUCUUCUCCAAAUUCAACAAUGGGCAGCAACAACGGAACAGUUACUGAAGAUAUCUGAAUAUACUCAGACUGUGCUCGGCUCCUGCUGGGAAUCAUUCCCUGGUAGCCACCUGCCUCAGAAGUGGGUUGGUAACUACGAGAACUUCAACAAGGCCGUUGGGACGGAUCUACAUCAAAACAUAACGGACUUAAGACCAUCAUUAGAUUUAUCCUGUCACUGGGACAUACAAGAGUUCGAAGACAAUGCCAGAGCCAGAGAUCGUUUAUGGGAUGUCGAAUUACCUCCCGAACUAGAACCCACAAUCGAUAAUAACAUAGCGGUGCAUGCAGGCUUCAGGUCCUUAGGACUCAAACUAUAUGACGAGCGGAUAAUCGAUAUCGUGUGA